UGCAGAUGUCACAUGAUCUAACAAAUUGUGGGGAGGAGGAUGUUCGAUUUCUGAUGAAUCUAUUUUAUAUAAGAAAAGAUCGCUGAGGAAUAGUGGCUCAUGUUCGCAUUUAGAAGCAAUUUUACUGUUGAAUUUCACCUUUUGAUCUAGCUGGUGUAUUAAACGGCAACAUAUGGCUGAGGAGGCAUUUGCCAUCGCCCUAUAUGACUACCAUUCACAAAAUGACGAGGAACUUUCCAUAAAGAAAAGUGAUAAACUGCUUAUUUUAAAUGACAGUGAAACAUGGUGGAAAGUUCAAAAUGAACGCCACCAAUCUGGUCUCGUACCAUCGAACUAUUUGCAGCGAACCGACUUCAAUAAGGGCAAGAAGAGCAUUGUUCACAAAAUAUUUUCGAGAAAGGGAAGCAGUGGUGGCCCAUCGGAUCCCAACACAGAGCCACCUGGGUACGCGUCACCCGAAUUUGUCCCCACGCGCGAUAGUUCAUCAGGCAAGGUGGACGAGGCUAUUGCGAAGUAUAACUACACACCCGUUAGAGACGAUGAAAUCGCGCUCACGAAGGGUGAUCGAGUAAAUGUGCUGGAAAAGGAAGGCGACGGAUGGUGGAGGGGUGAAGCCAACGGUAGAACGGGAUGGUUUCCCUCCAAUUACGUGGAGAUAAUAAAAGCGGGUAAUAAGGAGGGCAACGUUAUAUGCAAGGUGCGGACUUUGUAUGCAUUCACAACGACAAGUAGCGAGGAGUUGAAUUUCGAAAAGGAUUCCCUGUUAGAAAUCAUCGAUCAGCCGAAAGAUGAUCCCGAGUGGUGGAAGGCCAGAAAGGAGGACGGCACGAUCGGGCUCGUUCCCAAGAAUUACGUGAAGAUCCUUGAUGGAAAUCGAGACGAAAAACGACCGGUUCUCGACGGCGCUGGUUCAACGCCCGUGGCGGUUGUGGAUAAUAGUAUCCUGAAUAAGGAUUGGUAUCAUGGAAAUAUUUCACGUCAGGAAUGCGAACGCAAGCUAAACGCGGCUCCCGACGGCGAUUUCCUCGUUCGAGCUAGUGAGACGAAGAGUGGCGAUUUCUCGGUAUCGAUGAAGGCACCUGAUCGGAUUAAGCACUUCAGGAUCAAGGCAUUGCCAAAUAACGGUUUUGGAAUUGGCCAACGAACAUUCUCAUCGCUAGACGAACUUGUAGAGCAUUAUAAAAGGAUGCCGAUAUUUACAUGUGAGAACGGACAAAAAAUGUACCUAUUACGGUCCUACCCUAAACAGGACUAUUUAAGAAAUGGUAUCCAACGUUAGACUAUGAGAAGUUAGAAUAUUUAAAUGAGUAUACACUCAUGUAUACUUGAUCUAUUUACGUAUAAUGGUUUAGGCUUGAAAAUGAAAUCUGCGUAAUAGAUUGGGCGAAAUCGUAAUACUCCACGGUGAAUAGUAUAAAUAUAUAUAUCUAUAUAUAUAUCGUUCUACCCGUUUGGUGUUUGUGCAGUUUGUAACUGUAAUUUCAGUGUAACAUAUCAAAAGUUUACAGUAAAUUAUGUAAGAAAUAUCACAGUAAUAUUGCGCCUUAGGAAUAAGGCGUUUACUUGAUUUUUUCUUUAGAAGAUUGUAA
Dendronephthya gigantea is the source of this 1589-nucleotide messenger RNA. RefSeq names its product cytoplasmic protein NCK2-like. Lineage: Eukaryota; Metazoa; Cnidaria; Anthozoa; Malacalcyonacea; Nephtheidae. The transcript is spliced from 3 exons. Gene Ontology annotation, molecular function: protein binding. Bases 173 to 1279 code for a protein of 368 amino acids. The record is from RefSeq and is a predicted model, not a curated record.